Messenger RNA from Aspergillus vadensis CBS 113365, 851 nucleotides. RefSeq lists its product as uncharacterized. The transcript is spliced from 4 exons. The record is from RefSeq and is a predicted model, not a curated record. NCBI's taxonomy places the organism in Eukaryota, Fungi, Ascomycota, Eurotiomycetes, Eurotiales, Aspergillaceae. Bases 162 to 851 code for a protein of 229 amino acids.
CAAGCACUCCCGAUUGCACAAUGGAUAUCUACAAAUUUGCUGCUGAUUUUACUAGCGUUGGUGUGGGCGUUGUCACAGUGUUCUUCCUACCAGCGAUCUUAUAGAAUACCUUCAUACCAUGACUUCAAGCGGCCCUUUCUUCUAGCAUCUCAAUUUCAACAAUGAUACCUCAUCCUACGUUCUUUGGCGUGUCGCAUUCACCAGAGGACAUUAAGCCUGUUAGCUGCAAAGGCUAUGCCACCAGAUUGCAGAAUCAUGGCCUGGAGUCUGGUGUGGAUAUGGCUAUACCUACCAACACUGCCCCUCCAAGAUACCCAGAGGCUCCGAGAUGUCUUACUUUUGACAUGGGGUCAAUCACCCCUGCGCCGCAACGCCGAAUGAACCAUCAUAGGGUGCAGAUAUUUACUGCCCAAGAGGAUGAUACUAACAGCAGUAAAGCCAUAGCAGAGUAUUGUUGCCGAAAUUCGACUUUGGAGCAUGUUUUCACGGGGUGGGAAAGACAGGGAGCAAGUCAGCAGUACACUAAGUUAUGGUUGGAGAUGACGCCAGGGAACUACAUCGGUGAUUGUCACCUGAUAAUGGAUCCCUGGGGAGAUGGAUAUAGCUCUAUGAGAGGGAAACACUACCUACCGACCUACCUCGUCUUGCUCAGGAUUCGCCUUACCGAACGACAACCUAAACAACAAGCAGCAACAACAGCAGGAAAACAAGGAACACACGGAGCCACCAACCAGCCAAUCACCACCAGCCCCAGCUUAAGGAAUAGAAUUAACCACAAGGCUCAAAGCUUAGAAGGUACCACUACCGUACCAUACCCGACUAACCAGGACACCAGAAGAAAGCGUUCGUAA